Messenger RNA from Solanum dulcamara, 4176 nucleotides. RefSeq names its product ubiquitin carboxyl-terminal hydrolase 2-like. The transcript is spliced from 3 exons. Gene Ontology annotation, cellular component: nucleus; cytosol. The record is from RefSeq and is a predicted model, not a curated record. NCBI's taxonomy places the organism in Eukaryota, Viridiplantae, Streptophyta, Magnoliopsida, Solanales, Solanaceae. Gene Ontology annotation, biological process: protein deubiquitination. The coding region runs from base 93 to 2972 and encodes 959 amino acids. Gene Ontology annotation, molecular function: cysteine-type deubiquitinase activity; cysteine-type endopeptidase activity; zinc ion binding.
CCACAACCCCAAUGAUGAGUCACUUGAUAAAUUCUUUGAAAAUUUACUGAAGAAAUCUUUUGCCUGUUUUCUCCAUAUAGUUGCUGGGAAUAAUGGGGAAAAAGGCUAAGAAAAAGGCUAGAAGUGGUGUCAAGGAGACGUGGAAUCCCGUGGCAUCUGCAAAUCCUAUUGAUGAAAAUAGCAGUCCAAAUGUUGAUACUCCUGAUGAUGCGGUUGUUGUUGUAAAUGAUAGAAAAGGAUGUCCACAUGUUGAUAAAGUUAUUGAUGUGGACAAAGUCUCCGCUAAACUUGAGUUUUCAGAAUCUGUUAGGUGCGAAGAUUGCAGGGAAGGAGUAGCUGAUAGACAAGCUAGUAGGACAAAAGGUAAACAUGGAAAAAAGAAGGGAAGUGCAUAUCCCAAGCAGAAGUCUAAAGCCAUUUGGGUCUGUUUAGUAUGUGGCCAUUUCUCGUGCGGAGGUGUUGGGUUGCCUACUACACCUCAGAGCCAUGCAGUUCGGCAUGCAAGAUGUUACCAUCACCCUCUCGCUGUACAGUUUGAAAAUCCUCAACUGCGUUGGUGUUUUCUGUGCAAUACACUACUUCACGCUAAGAAAGUAGAGGAUGACAGUGAACAAAAAGAUGUAGUUGAGGACAUUGCAAAGAUGAUUAAAAGGCGUCCGACUGAACGGCCUACUACUGAUGUGGAGGCUAUUUGGUUCGGGAGUGGGAGUGUCACUAGCGAAAUUAAAUCAGAAGCUUCUGCUUCUGUAGGCGUUGAUGGAAAAGUUGAUUAUGUCAUUAGGGGAUUGAUUAAUUUAGGGAAUACAUGUUUUUUCAAUUCAAUAAUGCAGAACCUACUGGCAAUGAAUAGAUUACGGGAUUACUUCCUUAAGUUUGAUGGUUUUGCUGGUCCUCUUACCGCUGGUCUGAAGAAGCUCUUUGCUGAGACAAGCAAUGAGGCUGCGUUGAAAAAAUCUGUAAAUCCAAAAUCUUUGUUUGGUUCAUUAUGUGCCAAAGCUCCACAGUUUCGAGGAUACCAACAACAGGACAGUCACGAAUUGCUUCGUUGUUUACUUGAUCGUCUGUGUACUGAGGAAUUGACCCGCAGAAAGCAAAUCAAAUCUUCUCAGGAUGGAGGUAAAUCCUUGAGUUCAUGUCCAACUUUUGUCGAUGACAUCUUUGGUGGCCGACUUUCAAGCACUGUUAGCUGUCUUGAGUGUGGGCACACUUCAGUAGUCUAUGAGCCAUUCUUGGAUCUCUCAUUGCCUGUUCCGACGAAAAAACCUCCAUCUAAAGGAGCUCAAUCAAUCUCCCAUGCCAAAAUAAUAUCAAAACCUCCAAAGAGAAUCGGAAAAGUUCUUCCUAAAGUUAGCAGAGAUGCAGCUUCUCUUAAUGCUCAAGCAAAUGGAGAGAAAUCUCUCAGUCACGUGCAUCCUAGAGUACCUGUCACUGAAGGAAUGAAAGUUCCUUCUGAUGCAUCGCUAGAAUCCAUUGAUGCUGGUGUUAUGGCUGAUAAUAUGGGUUUAACUUCCCAGGACUCAUAUUCCAGUAAGAAGUCUCAUUAUGAGCAAAAUUGCGUGGGUGUGACUAGACAGUUGGCUACGGUGGAUGAUUCAACAUGGUUAGAUUUUCUCGAUCAGAAUACACUGCCAAAUGGUGAGUCAACAGCUUUACAAGUUGAUCACAUCCUGACUAAUCAGGGUUCUGAAACUGGAUCUGUUCAACCUGUUGACCAUUUGCAAAAUAAUCUGGAUGCUGAUACAGAGAUGAAGUUGACAUGUACAGACAGCACUUGUUCUCCUAAUGAUUUGAUGUGUUUGGAUGACCAAGGACAAUGCAAGUCACCAGACUGCGAUAUAGCUUCUGAAUUCAGUAAAAAGUUACUGAUUAAAGAGUCUGGAAAGAUCUGCUCUGUGGAUUCAAAUCUUGGAACAGAUUCAUACAUGAGGCUUUUGGAAGAUGAAGCCCCAUUACAACUACAAGAGUCAGAGAUUCUGUUACUUCCAUACAAAGAAGCAACCUCCACUUCUGGUGACAUGUUAAAAGAAGGUUGUGAUAUAUCCUCAGUUGCUGUUGGUUGGGAACAAGAUUCAUUGGACUUGGAUGGUGUUGGAAAUCUAUUUAAUGAACCUGAGUCUGAUGCACGACCUUCUGAUCAGCCUUUGUGCAAUGCUGCUGUUUCUCAGGCCAAUGGACUCAGAGAAGCUAGUUUUACUGUUUCAAACAUCAGCGAGUCUGAUCCAGAAGAAGUUGAUAAUACAGAUGCUCCAGUAUCAGUGGAGAGUUGUUUGGCUUAUUUUACAAAGCCCGAGCUUCUUCCCAAAAGUGAACAUGCUUGGCAAUGUGAAAAUUGCAGAAAAGUUCUAAAAGAAAAGAGAAUGAAAUCUAAGAAUAAGUUGAUGAAGCCUAGAUCACAUAGCAUGGUGAAUGGACAUGAGGACAGAAAUUCAAAUGGCGUGUCUUCUUCAGGAACAUCUCCUCUGACUGGACUGGGAACUCAUAAUGGAAGUACAGAAAAAGAUGCGUUGGAAACUUCUGAUGACAGGUUGUUGUCCCCAAACGAAACCAGCCCUCAAGCUGAGCGAGAUUCAGUGUCUUGGCUAUCGGAAAACAGCACACAGGGAAAUCAGGGUGAAGCUAGUAAUCAAGUGAAUAGCGACUAUCAGAACAAUAAAAUUCAAUUGCUGGAAGCUCCGCUGAUUUCUGCUAAAUCUGAAUCUGAAGAAAGUGAGAAUGAGGAGACAGACUUUAAAAGAGUUAGAGUUGAGAGAGAUGCAACUAAACGGAUCCUAAUUGAUAAGGUCCCUUCUAUUUUGUCUAUUCAUUUAAAGAGGUUCAGUCAAGAUGCUCGGGGGCGCUUGAGUAAGCUGAGUGGCCAUGUCAAUUUUAGAGAUACUGUUGAUAUCAAACCAUAUGUUGACUCCAGGACGUCAAAUGAAUCCUGGCAAACUGAAAUAGCUCUCAUAACCUUCCCUCACAGAUCUGCAUGCUGAUUUGCUUUCAGUUGUGUCCAUGCAAGAUAAGCUUUUAUCUGUUUUCCUUUACGGUUUUAGAAUUCCUCCAAGUUGUUCUGAUCCAUCUGUCUGUGAUUACGAGGAUGUGCGCAUAAUUGUUCCUUUUCUGGACUACUAGCUGAUCAUUGAGUUACCAUUAUCAUAAAGAGAUACGUACAUGUACUUUUGAGUUAAAUUUUUCCCGAGGGCAGGGACUGAGGAAGCCAAAUCUUUCUGUGUUCAGAAAAUGGAAAUCAUCAUAGCUCAACCCGUUCUACUCUAUAAUUAUUUUCCCCUUUUGUAUUAGAAAAUUAUAUUAUAGAAUAGAAUAACAAAUCUGUUGAGGCUCUAGAUGAGAGUUGUAUUCAGAUGAUUUCUACAACUUGAUCGGCAUUCUAGAGCUAAAUAACUUGAGAAUAAUUAUGUGGAAUGUAAUCCAUGAAAACAACAAAGUAAUGUACCAAUUGUGGAAUAUAAAAAAAUGUCAAGCGUAUCAUGUGAAUCGAGACCAGAUGUAGAUUGAUAAACAAUGUAUUUUGAUGAGUAUUUGAAACUGCUUUGAAAUGCUUUUUUUAAAAAAAACCUAUUGUCUAUCAGAAACAAUCUCUCUAUCUCUACAAGGUAGGAGUAAGGUCUACGUACACUCUACCCUCCCCAAACCACACUUGUGGGAAUACACCGGGUAUUGUUGAGUAUUUACAUUUUUUCUAGUGAAAACUCUGUAUAUUCAGACUUCGGAGAUACAUGCUAGCUCGAUGAGUUUUAUGUCUUGCAUAACAGGACCAUCAGUUUCAUUGGUGAGUUCGUACUAAGAUCAUCCUCAUUUCCCCAUGAGUUAGAUACCAAAGUUGGACAAUAAGUGUGUUAAAUUUUGUUUAUGUAUAUUUCUUAAUACAGCGUUGUGGUGUGUUACCUUCAUGCUUAGUGAUUUCUAAUGUCCUCCAUAGUAUGUUUGUGAUUUCAAAGAUUCGUCGAUAAAAUGGUCCUGUGUUCAAUGCACAUGUAAUAUGUAAUAUUUUCAUUUUCUGCAAAAUGAAAUCUCUCUGCUGAAAUGGCCUGAUGAUUACUUGAUGAUCGCCUUUGCAGGUGCCUGCAGAAGGAGACAUACAAAUACCAUCUUAUUGGUGUAGUAGUACAUUCGGGGACGAUGAGGGGAGGUCAUUAUGUUGCAUAUGUCAGAGAAGAUCCCAAGAUCACAGGGAAA